AGAAAUCUGCCAAUGGAUUACACCAGGACCAUCUCAAUUUUACUUCUCUUUCUCCUCUCACUUUCACUUGUUUUACCUCGACAAUUCAGCCACCCUGUCAAAAAUAUAAAUAUCGAUAGAGCAGCGUUACUGGCGUUUAAGAAGGGUAUAGUCAGUGAUCCUCAACAAGCUCUUCAUAAUUGGAAUGAAGCUAAUCAUGUUUGUGAUUGGAAUGGUGUUACCUGCAACAACCACACAACAAGAGUAACAUGCCUUUACUUAAAUGAUACUUCUCUGGUAGGACAAAUCUCUCCAUUUCUGUCGAAUAUUUCAUUCCUUGAAUGUCUUCAUUUAUCAAAUAACUAUUUUCACGGGUCCAUACCCAAAGAUCUAGGAGCCUUAUCUAAGUUAAUGGUACUUAACCUUGAAGAAAAUAAGAUACAAGGUGCCAUCCCUGACAGCUUUGGCAAGCUAAAAGACCUUUAUUUCAUUAACCUUCGUGAUAACCAGCUUAAAGGAAAACUUCCUCAACAACUCUUGUACAAUUGCACAAAAUUAGAAAUAAUUGACUUUGGUGAUAACUUCCUCAAUGGACCAAUUCCCCCACUGCUUGGAAACUAUCUUCUUAACUUAACUGUCCUUCUUCUCUAUGGCAAUAAAUUCACAAGCCACAUUCCUGCUUCUCUAUCCAACUCAACUCGCAUGGAAGUUAUUGAUCUUGCAGGUAAUCUCCUAACUGACACAUUACCAUCGCAUAUCCUGAUUCAUAUGCCAAAUUUGACAGAAUUGCAUCUUUCCAACAACAAUCUCUCAAGCGAUGAAAACAAUACAAACCUCACUUCUUUCUUUAGCUCUAUCUCAAAUUUGACUCAUUUAAAGAUAAUUGAGUUAGCGGGAAAUAAUCUUGGAGGUGAAUUGCCAUUUGUGAUAGGCCAACUUCCAUGUAACCUUUCAAAAAUUCUUCUUGAAGACAAUCAAAUCCACGGAGUGAUACCAUCAAGCAUAUCAAAACUUAGAAAUCUACUAGACCUGAGCCUAUCUAAUAAUUUUUUGAAUGGUACUAUUCCAUUGGAAUUAUUUCUUAUGCCCCACUUACAAAGACUCUGGCUAUCUAACAAUUCACUCCAUGGCAAAAUUCCAUCCCUUCCUGUUGUCUCAACAAACCUUGGACUCUUAGACCUAUCAUACAACAAUCUUUCUUGUACUAUCCCAACAUCUUUAGCCAAUCUGAAUGCAUUGAGGAUUCUCAAUCUUCGCAAAAACUCUCUCUCAGGGCACAUACCAUCCAGUCUUGGAAGUAUUAACCUUGAGCAAUUGGAUUUGUCACAAAACCAACUUACGGGAGUUUUACCCGUUGAGGUUGCACGUUUGAGCUCCAUGGGAACAUGCAAUCUAUCAUACAAUUUAUUGGAAGGAGAAGUUCCAAUGGAGAUGAGCAAGAUGGACAAGGUUCAGAACAUUGACCUGUCAUCAAAUAACUUCAGUGGCACCAUCCCGGUGAGUUUAAGAAACUGUAAGGAACUUGAAGUGUUGAACUUAUCUCACAAUUAUCUUCAAGGGGCAGUUCCGUCUUCCUUUGAUAGUCUCCCAGACCUCCAAUCCGUGGACCUCUCUCACAAUUUCCUUAUCGGCAAAAUCCCAGAUUCCCUUUGUCAAUGCACUAGUCUCAAACUAUUGAACCUCUCAUUCAACAACUUGAGUGGACAAAUUCCAGAAGGCGGCAUCUUCAACUCUUUGACAUAUGAUUCAAUCAAGGGAAAUCAUCUCUGUGGGUCAUUAUCAGGACUUCCUGCAUGCCUACAUAAACAAAAAACACAUAAAGUCUCCUUACUGAUAUUAGGCACCAUCUUGCUAUCAUCAGUCCUUCUAGGAAUUUUUUAUCUGGUAUGUUCCAUCAGCAUCAAAGAUCAGGUAUUUAAAAGAAAUCAUAGAAACUCAUGUCCAACUUCAUUGGGCUUUGUGAAGAGCUACCGAAGAAUAUUGUACAGAGAACUUUUGGAAGCUACUGAAGGAUUCAAUCAUAACAAGCUAAUUGGCUCUGGCAGAUUUGGACAUGUAUACAAAGGGUUGCUGAAUGAUGGCAGCAUAGUUGCAAUCAAAGUUCUGCAAUUGCUAAAUAGUGAUUUCACCAAGACUUUCAACAGAGAAUGCCAAAUUAUGAAGUUGAUUCGUCACAGGAACCUGAUCAGGAUUGUAACAACUUGCAGUCUUCCAGACUUCAAGGCUCUUGUUCUACCAUUUAUGGCCAAUGGAAAUCUUGAGAGCCAUCUAUAUCCUCAGGGACAAAAUCCUAGUUUCACAUACUUGAGCUUACUGGAAAGGGUGAAUAUUUGUUGCAAUGUAGCUGAGGCAGUGGCUUACUUGCACCAUCAUGCUCCAGUUCAGGUGAUUCAUUGUGACUUGAAACCAAGCAACAUUCUCCUCAAUGAUGACAUGAUGGCGCUGGUAUCAGACUUUGGCAUUGCUAAACUGACGACAACAAUUGCAGAGAAAACAAUGGCAUCCGAAAACCAUAUCAACACUGAGCUAAUUAGCGGGACAAUUGGAUACAUGGCUCCAGAGUAUGCAUAUGGUAGACGAGCAUCAACGGAGAGUGAUGUUUAUAGCUUUGGAAUUCUUGUGCUGGAAAUUUUUACAAGAAAGAAGCCAACAGAUGACAUGUUCAUUGAGCCUCUAGACUUGCAGAAAUGGGUGAAGAACAGUUACCAUGGGCAAUUGAGAGAGGUUAUCGAUCCCUCUCUUAUGCAUGACUUAGAAAGCCAUAUGGAAAUUAAAAAGAUAUGGGAGACUAUGAUCGUGCAACUACUUGAUUUAGGCCUUCUUUGCGCUCAGGAAGACCCAUCUAAAAGGCCCACUAUGAUUGAAGUUGUCGAUGAUUUGGAGGAAGUAAAAUACUAUGUCAAUAGUGAUGCAAGUUUGCCUUUCUCUUCAUCAAACAGAAUAUCAUCAUCCAGUCUUACCAAGGAGAUGAAUUAGUAGAUACUCCUCCUAGUGUAUGGAUCACUAGGAGAACUUCAAGUAAUGUAAAAUGAUAUAUUGUUUUCUAAAAUAAUGAAAGACAUAAAUAUUCUGAUCCAUAGAAAUUCAAUUAUGAUGGA
This is a messenger RNA of Dioscorea cayenensis subsp. rotundata (Guinea yam), 3077 nucleotides long. Its product is annotated as putative leucine-rich repeat receptor-like serine/threonine-protein kinase At2g24130. The record is from RefSeq and is a predicted model, not a curated record. Gene Ontology annotation, biological process: protein phosphorylation. The transcript has 2 exons. Lineage: Eukaryota; Viridiplantae; Streptophyta; Magnoliopsida; Dioscoreales; Dioscoreaceae. The coding region runs from base 13 to 2955 and encodes 980 amino acids. Gene Ontology annotation, molecular function: protein binding; protein kinase activity; ATP binding.